ACGUGGAAAUUAAUUGAGAAAAUGUAAAAAUAUACAUAGAGAUAUAUAAAAUAAACAGUCAUUUCUUAAUCAAUACACAUAAAUAACAAAAAAGUAAAUGUAAAUCUUUUUAUGUCUCGUGUGAUGUCUGUUCAAUUGUAAUAAUUGUCUUCAUACUGUUUGUAAAUUUUAGAAUAAAAAACAACUCUUAAACAGUGUGUGAUGCCAACAGCAGUUUCCUGUGCUCUGUCGUAACUUCCUUUUUCCUGACAGCGGUACGCUCGUUUGUCUUUCCGGCAUCGCCCGCUUGUGUUGCGGCAUUUGAAAGCUCGCGGUGAUUGACAAACCCCGCCCUGGCGUUGGAAGAGACACUGAGAAAACAAACGGAACAUAUGGUCGUUGUUUCUACACGUUGGUGUAUCGCUGCAAGAUGUAAAUACUGUUUACAUUUGUUCGUUUGUUUGUUUUUUGCUGCUUUUUCCCGGAAAUGCAAGCAACAGUCCGUUCAUCGCUCGACCAGACAGAGAAAAGAAAUGACUCGCUGGCUCCAGUAAACCAGAAGUAAAGAAGGGGACUGAUGAGAAAGACGACCCUUUGGUUUUAUACUGUAUAUUGUUUUAUGAGAAGCUUUGCGCUACAGACAUGAAGAUCACAGACAGCGUGUUGCGAAGUUUCAGGGUUGCAAGAACAUAUCGAGAAAAUUCACAGAAAGUCAACUGUGUGGAUUACAGCCCAAACGGUGAAAAUGCGAUAUCAAGCAGCGACGACGACUGCAUUGUGUUAUAUGAUAUCCGGGAAGGAAAGCCCAUGCGGACCUUGUUCAGCAAGAAGUAUGGAGCAGACCUCAUCCGCUUCACGCAUGGAGACGCACAGACGGUGGUCUACAGCUCCAACAAGCUGGAUGAUACCAUUCGUUACCUGUCACUGAGUGACAACAAGUACAUCCGAUAUUUCCCAGGUCACACUGCAAGGGUUAUUGCUCUCUCCAUGUCGCCAGUGGAUGAUACGUUUAUCUCAGGCUCGUUGGAUAAGACGAUCCGGAUCUGGGAUCUGCGGUCUCCAAACUGCCAAGGUCUGACAAAUCCGCUGGGGAAACCUGUAUGUUCCUUUGACCCUGAUGGACUGAUUUUUGCUGCAGGAGUGGAAUCGCAGGCCAUUAAAUUGUACGACCUUCGUGCUUUUGACAAGGGUCCAUUUGCCUCCUUUGAAAUGAGGUUUAGUCGCGUCUGUGACUGGACUGGACUCAAAUUCAGCAAUGAUGGGAAACAGAUCCUCAUCUCUACCAACGGAGGGAUGAUUCGCGUCCUUAACGCUUUCAAUGGAUCUGUGCUGCACACUUUUUCUGGCUACAACAACAGUAAAGGCAUAUCCCUGGAGGCAUGCUUCACUCCCGACUCACAGUUUGUCAUGAUUGGCUCAGAGGACGGGAGAGUCCAUGUUUGGAGCACAGAGAGUGGGAUGAAGGUGGCUGUGCUGGAUGGGAAACAUUCAGGACCCAUCAACACCCUGCAGUUUAACCCCAGAUACUUGACAUUUGCGAGCGCCUGCACUAACAUGUUGGUGUUAGAUUCAUACAGAGAGCCAGCACAGAGCUGGGACAGGGACUAUGAUCAGUUCCUGCUUCCUCUGCUCACGCCUCAGGAGCCGUGCUACAUCCUCUACCGUCUGGACUCCCAGAAUGCACAGGGAUAUGAGUGGAUCUUCAUUGCCUGGUCACCUGACCAAUCACCAGUGAGGCAGAAGAUGGUGUACGCAGCGACCCGCGCCACACUGAAGAAAGAGUUUGGAGGAGGUCACAUCAAAGACGAACUGUUUGGUACCGUGGAGGACGACCUGUGCUUCCAGGGAUACCUGCGACACAUGUCCUCCUGCUCCUCUCCGGCUCCACUCACAGCAGCUGAGCAGGAAUUACAACAAAUUAAAGUCACAGAGGAUAAAGUUGUAUGGGAUGAACGCAGACGUAUUGGGACUCCAACAGCACGAGCGAGAGUUACGAUGGAGUUUGGCUUAGACAAAAGGGCACAGACUCUUCAGGGUCUUGCAUUCCCUUUACAAGAAGAGGCCAAGCGAGCUCUGCAGCAACUCAAGCAGAAACGCAUCAACUACAUACAGCUGAGGCUGGAUGUAGAGAAAGAGACCAUUGAGCUGGUUCACACCAAACCUACAGAAACCCAUGAGCUUCCUUACAGGAUUCCCACAGAUUCACCCAGAUACCACUUCUUCAUUUUCAAACAUUCUCACCAGGGCCAGCUGCAGGAGGCGCUCGUGUUCAUAUACUCGAUGCCUGGGUACACCUGUAGUAUCAAGGAGCGGAUGUUGUAUUCCAGCUGUAAGAACAGGCUACUGGAUGAGGUGGAGAGAGACUACCAGCUGGAGGUCACCAAAAAGAUGGAGAUAGACAGUGGCGACGGCCUGACAGAAGACUUCCUGUAUGAGGAGGUCCACCCAAUGGAGCACACCUUAAAGCAGGCCUUUGCCAAGCCCCGCGGACCAGGAGGGAAGAGGGGCAACAAACGCCUCAUCAAGGGUGCAGGAGAGAAUGGGGAAGAAAGUUAGACGUAAUACACACAUGAUACACAAGCAAACCCACACAAUAUCUAUGAAUUGACUUGUUAUUUGACUGUUUAGCUUCUAGCCAUUCCUUCUUUAUUUUUAGGCUACUUGAGGACAUACUUUUCACACUGGAACAAAAGGGGAAACUAUUAAUAAAUCCAUCAUAAAGCAGAAUUCAUAUAAUUUUCCUGUUGUGAAACAUGUUUAUGAAAGUAAUAGCUGCUCUGUCAACAUUGAACAAGAAAUUGAUGGUUUGAGUCUAAUGAGGGUGAUUGAGUGGUGAUUCUUUUGGUUUAUAAAAAUUAAAUUCAAUUUAAGUGUAUAUGAAAACAUGUUAAAGUCAUUAUAAAGUGUUAAUAAUUGGUAGAUUGGAGGUAGACUGGAGGACCAUCUUGCAGAUAAUUAUAUAAUGAUAAUAAAUAAUUAUGAAGGGAAAAAAUCUACAGUGAGUAUAGUUGAGAUCCAAAAGUUUUUUUAAAGAUACCAAAUAUGUC
Messenger RNA from Thunnus maccoyii (southern bluefin tuna), 3026 nucleotides. RefSeq names its product WD repeat-containing protein 82-like. The record is from RefSeq and is a predicted model, not a curated record. The transcript has 17 exons. Bases 622 to 2535 code for a protein of 637 amino acids. Gene Ontology annotation, biological process: regulation of lamellipodium assembly; actin filament depolymerization; barbed-end actin filament capping. Gene Ontology annotation, molecular function: actin filament binding; chromatin binding; actin monomer binding. Lineage: Eukaryota; Metazoa; Chordata; Actinopteri; Scombriformes; Scombridae. Gene Ontology annotation, cellular component: myofibril; actin filament; Set1C/COMPASS complex.